Solanum tuberosum (potato) is the source of this 2298-nucleotide messenger RNA. RefSeq lists its product as uncharacterized. The record is from RefSeq and is a predicted model, not a curated record. The transcript has 5 exons. The annotation marks the transcript as partial. NCBI's taxonomy places the organism in Eukaryota, Viridiplantae, Streptophyta, Magnoliopsida, Solanales, Solanaceae.
AUGAAGAUAUUGAACCUUCCUCCGGUUGGAUAUAGGAUACAGAAAACCAUUAUCUUCUUAUUGAUCUCCCUGUAUGUUCUGGAAUCCACCAUUAAUGGUGGAUCUUCAUGCUCAAUAUUGAGUUUUGUCAUGGUAUCAGAGCAGACUAAUGGUGCCAAGUUAUAUCAGAUUCAAAAGGAAAUCAAUGAUCUCGUUCAAGGCGUUUUGGAUAUCACAACUUACUACACUAGGAUGAAGAAACUUUGGGAGGAAUUGAGCAGUUUAUGCAUAAAGAGUCACUGCAAAUGUGCAUGUACUUGUGGAGCAAAGGAUCUUAUGCACAAAGUCGAACAGGAUAGGAGGUUAAUUCAAUUUCUCAUGGGAUUAAACGAAGUUUACACAAUAAUCAGAGGAAACAUAUUAAUGAUGAAUCCUCUUCCAUCAAUGGCACAAGCUUUCGCCCUAUUGAUUCAGGAAGAGAAACAACGAGAGUUUAAGCCAAAUAAUCAAUUGUUUGCUGAAUCCAGUUCUCUUCAUGCUAGUACUUCAGGCACAUCGUCAGGAGGCAUUUUUGCUGCUAAUACUUCAGGCACUUCAGGAAGUAAGGCUUUCAAACCCAAUUACUCUUCUUCUUCUUCUCACAGAGGCAGACCUUUCUGUGAUCACUGUAAGAGACCAGGUCACAUCAAAGAAAAAUGUUAUAAGCUACAUGGAUACCCACAGAAUUCCUACAAUGGGAACAAUAGAUCUCAAAGACCACAGAACUAUGGACAACCAGAUUACAAUCAAUCCUAUAGGCAACAAAAUUAUGGGCAAGCAAAUAAUGGUUUCAGGAACAACAACAAAGGUAAAGGUGUGGCAGCUAACUCUGCAGGAUUAUCUUGUGGUCUCAAUAUGGAACAGGGGAAUGGAUCUGAAAAUCAAGACAGCUCAAACAUUGGCAUCUCUAAGGAACAAUGUGAUCAACUUGCUUAUCUACUUCAUCAGUUUCAAACACUCAAUACAACAGAGAACUCUGGAAAUAUGACUAAUUCAGCUGUGAACUUUGCAGGUAUCACUGCUUGUACCUCUUCUGUAACUUUUGACAAACUUUCAUGUGAAUGUUAUAAAACAAAACCUGACCUGUGGAUUAUAGAUUCAGGGGCAUCACACCAUAUGACCUUUAUCAAGCAUCACCUCACCAAUGUUUUUACACUACCCUAUCCCUUAUUAGUUAGAUUACCUAAUGGAUACAAGGUUAAGGUCACAGAAGUUGGAAAUGUGCAACUGACACCACAGAUCACACUGUACAAUGCCCCUUCACUGAAGAGGCCUCUGGAAGUUGGUAAAAUGCAUGAUGGCUUGUAUCUCUUGUGCUCCAACUGUCUCCAAAAGAGCAGUCAUCCUACCUCAACAAAGGAUCCUGUUUCUUGUUUUUCCCUUCAUAGACAUGAUAAAAUGUGUUGCAAAUGUAAUUCCCAUUCUUGUUCACUUCAUCAAAAUAUAUUGAACUCCUUAUCUGAUAAUAAGAACAAUGUUGUUUCUGCUGAUGUGAGUGUUGCUUCUAGUUUAUUAAAGGCUGACAGUAUAGACCUCUUGUGGCAUUAUAGACUCGGCCAUGUUCCUUUUGUAAAAAUGAAAGAUCCUACUUCUUUUCCUUCCUCUCCUAUUCAAUCUCCAUUCUUUUUUUACUCCACUUCUUACUCCUCAUCUCAUUCUCCUGUCCAGUGUGAUCAAAACGUGUCAUGUAACACAAAUCCUCCAAUGUCUCCUGAACCUCCAUGUUCAUCUCCCCAUUCUCUCAUUGACACUCCCAUAUCUUCUCACCCUACAACACUUUCACCUCCACAACCGGUCCAACAACACAAUGUUGAAACCAGAAAAUCUAAUAGAGCACAUAAAUUGCCUUCAUAUCUAUCUGAUUAUGUUUGCACUGCACCUAACACAAAACAAUCCACAUUAACUCCUUCUUCCCUAACUGCCUGUUUUUCUCUAAACCACCAUAUAUCUCCUGAAGAUCUAGAUCCUGACAGUCAGGUUUUUGCUUUAAAUAUCACUCAUGAUUGUGAGCCAUCCAGUUAUGAAGAGGCAGCUCUUGAUCCUGCUUGGCAAACAGCUAUGACCCAAGAGUUUACUGCUCUGCAUGAUAAUAACACUUGGUCUCUCAUGCCUCUGCCUAUUGGUAAGAAAUCUGUUGGUUGUAGGUGGGUUUAUAAAGUUAAGCAUAAGGCUGAUGGAAGUGUAGAAAGGUAUAAGGCAAGGCUAGUGGUAAAGGGGUACACUCAACCUCAUGGCAUAGAUUAUACAGAAACAUUCUCUCCAGUUGUUAAGAUGACAACU